AUGUGCGCUCCUCUCUGGGUCUGGCUCUUUGGACAAAAGGAGCACAGUCUCCGGAAGCUCUACAGAGAGCUCCGUCACAUGCUGCCUGGUUAUAUCUCAAACCAGCGUGCCGAUAUUGACCUCCACCCGAUGGAUUUCUGGACAGGGGACACCGAUCCUUCCCUUGUCCAAUUCUUCACACCCGACACAGACACCAACUUCAAAAUCGCCAACACUGCACUCGACCCCGAGGACCCCGUGGAUGACCCCUUCACGUGGGUUCGGGUGAUGAAGCACACUCAAGACUUCAUCCCCCAAGAGAUGCACCAUCAACUCCAUCAGGCAUUUUUGAAUAUGUAUGGAGAAGACCAUAGUCUCUUCAACAGCAACGACCGGCACGGCUUCACCAUUCAAAUGGGAGCCGUAAGCGCCGAUGCAAAGUCCGCUCACCAGCUCGUCGUCAUGAAGAGCAACAACUGCUACCAUGACACCCACCCGUCAGUUGGAGAGCUCGUAGCACUUGUUCGAUGGAUGCUUAGUGGAAUCAAAAGUCACAAGCACCAGGUCGGCAGGUACCACCGACAUGAGCGUCCCCAACUUGACUUCCCGACAAUGGUCAUUUCCUUCCUCCCUGAUGCUCGAGUUCGAGUUUUGCAUGGGUAUUUCGACAGCGGCCGACUCAAAGUGGCCUAUACCCAGGCACUCAACUUCGAUGCGGAGGACUACGCUGACAAGAUGGAUGUCCUACUUCAAUGGGCGUGGCCCCUCAUUAAUGGGGACACCACCAAGCCCAUCCCCCUUCCCACGAUCGAGGAUGAUGAAGAAGACGAGUGGGACGAGUGGGAGAAGUGGGAGCUCCGAUAUAGGGAGGACAGCGAAGACGAGUUUCUGGGGGGUGAAUUAGAGGGGGGUGAAUUAGAGGGGGGUGAAUCAGAUGAGGGUGACAGCACUGAGGUAGAACAAGACCUCAGUGACUGUGAGUCGGAAUCCGAAGAGGAUGAGAGCCCCAUCAGGGGGAGGGACGAUGAAUAG
Molecule: messenger RNA, 1011 nt
Organism: Penicillium verrucosum
Lineage: Eukaryota; Fungi; Ascomycota; Eurotiomycetes; Eurotiales; Aspergillaceae
Exons: 3
Coding region: 1-1011 (336 amino acids)
Source: RefSeq, a predicted model, not a curated record